Molecule: messenger RNA, 577 nt
Organism: Cucurbita pepo subsp. pepo (vegetable marrow)
Lineage: Eukaryota; Viridiplantae; Streptophyta; Magnoliopsida; Cucurbitales; Cucurbitaceae
Gene: STOMAGEN
Product: stomagen
Biological process (GO): positive regulation of stomatal complex development
Source: RefSeq, a predicted model, not a curated record
CAUUCUCCCAUUCUACAAUUGCAGCGAUUGGUUUCUUAUCCUCUCGUUUCCAAUGGCGAAAGCUGCGAAACCACUUCUUCUUCUCCUCCUUCUAGCCCUAAUUCUCUGCUCUCUCUGCUCAACAAUGGCGCUAAAAGGACGAUUCUCAACAGAGGACGAACUUUUCGCUAAACCUCUGCCUCAAUUCCGUUCCGUACAAACAACAAUCGCGCCCGAGAUGAGAAAUUCAAGAAGGUUGAUGAUUGGUUCAACAGCACCGAUAUGUACUUAUAAUGAAUGUAGAGGAUGCAAAUACAAGUGCAGAGCCGAACAAGUGCCAGUUGAAGGCAAUGACCCGAUCAAUAGUGCUUAUCACUAUAGAUGUGUUUGUCAUAGGUAAUUUCAUUUUAAUCUCCCCAAAUUUUUGUACCAAUUUUCUUAGUUUUUUGUUCUUUCCAAGACAAUUUGAGAGGUAGAUUUGAGUCUACCUUCCUCGAGUCUAUUUUGUUUGUGUUAUAUAAAUUUUCGCGUCCGUUUUGUUGUAAUAUUUUUCUUUGGUUUUAUUGAUAAUGGUUUAAAUCAAGAGUUUGUAAGGAUA